Molecule: messenger RNA, 633 nt
Organism: Camelina sativa (false flax)
Lineage: Eukaryota; Viridiplantae; Streptophyta; Magnoliopsida; Brassicales; Brassicaceae
Source: RefSeq, a predicted model, not a curated record
AUGUAUCUUCUCAAGGCAUAUUUGGCAUAUGGUGUACCUGCUAAUUCCCUCAGAAGGUUAGCUUUGUUUCACAAGUCUGCGUAUAAUAUCGGUGGGCAAAUCAUAAAUGCAAACACCAUUGAAUACUCUAUCUUCCGCUUCCAGACUCCGCGGAACGGGCGUUGGCUUGAGACCAUUAUAUCCACCGCCUUGAGGAAGAAACCAGCCGAAGAUAAAGUAAGCUCAAUGUUCAGUCUUCACAAACCAGAGCCACUUGUAUGUUUUGCUCUUUGCACUGGUGCUCUCUCAGAUCCAGUGUUAAAAGCCUACACUGCAUCAAACAUUAAAGAGGAAUUAGAAGCAUCUAAAAGAGAGUUUCUUGGAGCAAACGGGAUUGUAAAGAUGCAGAAGAAAAUGUUGUUACCUAAGAUUAUAGAGAGGUUUACAAAGGAAGCUUCUCUGAGCUCUGAUGAUUUGAUGAGAUGGUUAAUAGAUAACUCAGACGAAAAGCUUGAGGAAUCGAUACAAAAAUGUGUACAAGGUAAACCAAACAACAAGAAAUCGUCUCAGGUCGUUGAAUGGUUAGCCUACAGUUCAAGGUUCCGUUAUGUUUUCUCAAAGGACAUGAUGGAGAAAAAGCCUUGGUGGGUUUAG